Messenger RNA from Physella acuta, 1385 nucleotides. Its product is annotated as LHFPL tetraspan subfamily member 3 protein. The record is from RefSeq and is a predicted model, not a curated record. NCBI's taxonomy places the organism in Eukaryota, Metazoa, Mollusca, Gastropoda, Physidae. Gene Ontology annotation, biological process: sensory perception of sound. Gene Ontology annotation, cellular component: plasma membrane.
UCUAUAUUUGUUACCCAGUGGGUGAAGGAAAUGUGUAGUGCGCAUGGUUUGUGACAGUCUUUUUUUACCGGACCCUAGCCUCACCCAAGAAAAAAAUAUAUCAACACGGGGAUAAUAUAAUCAUAAUUCUUCUGUCAAAUUGACUUAAUUAAUCGUUACUCAGUCUGAGGCUAGUGUUGUGGGGUCUUGUGUGAAGCAGUGCCUUGUGGAGUAACUCAAAUAAUUCAAGGCACGAAAAUGAUGGCCCCUCAGUUCAACCCCGACACCGCCAAAAUCUACCACUUCCGGUACAUGCGAGAAUACCGAGCAGUCUCGGUCUUGUGGGCGGUUUUGACUAUAAUCUGGUGCAUUCUAAAUAUCGUCUGCUUCGUGCAACCGCAGUGGAUCGGCGACACGGAAGAAUCAGCUGGGUACGGUCACAUGGGCGUGUACGCCUACUGCUACCCAGACACCAUCACGGCCAAGUACCUGUGUACCGGAAGUUUCACGGACUUUGACACCAUCUUGAACGGCCCCUUCAAAGCGACCACCUUCUUCUGCGGCGUGGCGGCGCUGCUGAUGCUGAUUACCGUUGCGGCCCUGUUGCUGUUCUUCUGCUUCAAGAAAACCGCCGUUUUCGUCUUCUGUGGAAUAUUAGAACUCGUGUGUGCCAUCUUCAUGUUCCUGGCCUGUGUCAUCUACCCCGCUGGCUGGGGGCACGCCGAGGUCUACAAACUCUGCGGCAGCAAGGCUGGGGAAUACAAGAUGGGAGACUGCAGCAUCCGGUGGGCAUACAUCCUCGCCAUGCUGGGCAUAUUCGAUGCCAUCUUUUUGGCAGUGUUGGCAUUUUUCCUGGCGGCGAAGCGGGCGAAGAUCGACGUGUAUACUACAAACAGCACAGUAUCAAAAUCUGAGUUGAACGGCUACUCCGAGACCAUGUCCAAAAAAUCGAUCCCGAUCCAGCCCCAGGUGGUGGCGGUGCCAGCCGACGUGGUGGACGACAGGUACAGCGAGUUCUCCAGGCACUCGGAGAAGCCCCGGUCCCGUGGGGGGUUCCAGCUGUAGCCCCGCCCCACCAUCACCGUUCGUGCACUUCACUGAGAUGUUCGCUACCCCAUUCCUCACGUAUCUGCUGAUGUGACUAGAUCUACUACUUAAAAAAAAAACAACAAAAAACAACUGCUGGUUAUCUUAAAAUUAGAACUGGAAUUAGGGAACAAUUUUUUUUACACAUUAAAUAUAAUUAGAUUUUAAUAGGGAUGGUCUAAAUAUUAAAGAAAACAAAAAUGUUUUACAAAAUUUAAAAAAAGAAAUAUUGACCAGUGCCCUUGCUCUCUGCUGAUGGAAAUUUACCUAUUUAAAAAUUGUUAACUAUCUUGAAUGCAAAACUGAAAUUAACAUUUUUU